Molecule: messenger RNA, 1704 nt
Organism: Pongo pygmaeus (Bornean orangutan)
Lineage: Eukaryota; Metazoa; Chordata; Mammalia; Primates; Hominidae
Product: taperin-like
Exons: 6
Coding region: 1-798 (265 amino acids)
Source: RefSeq, a predicted model, not a curated record
AUGGUUACCAGAGACGAGAAGAGAGACGCCCACACGCGGGAGCUAAAUCCAAGGGGCGGACACCAGAGCCGAGCACUUUGCGCUGAGGAAAUUUACCCGGUGAAGUAUCGAAAAGCCCUAGCCCCUCCAGACAGGGUCCUCCCACCCCGGCGUGGGCCAUCCCGGCCCAGCCCUCCCGAGGCCCCGGGUACUCGCCUUACGCGCGGGUCGCGGAGUUCGAAAAGCGAGGCCUCCUCCUUCCUGGUCCCCGCCGGCUGUCGGCAGCCGCCUCUGCUGCCUGGCGGCGGCCGCGCGGGCGGCGCUGUUAGUGGGGCCGGCGCUGUUAGUGGGGCCGGCGUGUCGCGGCCGCCGCACCUGGAGGCGGAGAGCGCGGGGAGCGCGGGCCGCGGACCCGCGCUCAGCUCCGGAAACGCCGAGCCCGGCGCCCGCGCCUUGCUCAGGUGCUCCCGCGCCUCGCCUCGGCCGCCGCUUCCCCUCCGCCCGCGGGGGCGGGGAGCAGCCUACCCGCGCGGGGGAAGCCGGAGCUCAACGGCGGGGGCGGCCCAGCCGGCCGCCCUGGUUCCGCAGCAUAGUUGGGUGACUGACUCAGACCGCCGCGACUUGGCCGCGCCUGGCACCCUCGCCACCUGGCGCACCUCGGCCCCGAGGCGUCAGACCCCGCUGGGGAAGCUGCGGGGGCGCGCCCUGGAGUCCAGAGCGACAAGGGCAUUUACCCACCUUCCCGGGACGGAGAUGCCCGGGACCUUGUGUUGGCUCCUCCUGGCCAGGUCUCACUUUGUCACCCAGGCUGGAGUGUAGUGGGGCAAUCUCAGCUCAUUGCGCCUCCGCCUCUGGGUCCAAGCUAUCCUCCCACGUCAGCCUCCCAAGUAGCUGGGAUUACAGGCGCGCACCAUCAGCCAAGACAUAGUCUCAUCACUGUGUCACCCAGGCUGGAAUGUAGUAGUGAAAUCUCAGCUCUCUGCAACCUUCACCUCCCGGAUUCAAGUGAUUCUCCUGCCUCAGCUUCCUGAGUAGCUGGGAUUACAGAACUACUUCUCAAAUCACUAGUCACAUCCUGGUAGAAGUCAAGCAAUGAAGAUGGCACAGAAACAUAUCCCAAAUACUAUGAUACCAUAAAGUAUACUGUAGCAAUGCAUCUGGCACACCCUCAUUUGAACAUCUGUCUCAGAAGAUUUUGACAGAAGAUAAAACUGUCUAGCUUUUAUUUCAUUGGUUUCAUGAAAAUUUAUUUCACUGGUUUCAUGUCACAGGCCCGUGACUGUAUAAAGAGUCAUAAUCUUUACAAACACAACAAUGACUCACAGAGACAUGUUGCAAAGCUGUAAUCAAAAACACUGAUGUUAAUUUCAGAGGCCAUUAAUGGUGUUAAGAAGGAGCUUUUGUUAACCAAAUAAUUGAAUACUCCUAGUUACUUUUCAGUUCUAGUUCAGUUCUUGACACCAAAAUAAACCAUUUUCUUUACAUAGUGAAUGUAGAACUUGCCAAUAAGAACUUUCAAUACUAAACUUCUAUGUAAAACAAAACAUCUCAAAAUCAAUAAUACUUUAAUGGAAUGGUGAAGAAUUUACUUAAACACAAAGGAAUGAAAAUAUCUCUGCAAAUAUGUCUAUUGACUUUUCAAAUUUGGUGACCUCUUUCGAAUUAAUUCCCUUACCUCUGUUCCUCAUCCACAUAAAAAUGACAAAAAUGAAAGAUAAUUUUCCA